AUGGAGAACUCGCAAGGACUUUCUACCAUUCCGACGACGCUCACACUGUCUCCCGAGCAGUUUGAGAGAUUAUAUUUGACCCCGAUGACGCACCGUCAGCCUGCAAUGGCAAAGAAAAUGGGAAACCCAACACCAUUGGCACUCGGCGGAUUCGUCAUAACGACAACUCCGCUCUCGUGUUGCUUGAUGGCCUGGAGGGGAGCCAGUGGAAAUGGUGUUGCAUUCAUUGGUCCUACUAUCUUUCUCGGUGGUCUUUUACUUCUCAUUACGAGCAUCCUUGAAUUCAUAUUAGGAAAUACUUUCCCUUGCGUUGUGUUUGGUACCAUCGGCGGAUUUUGGUUUGCAUUUGCGACGACCAUGAUUCCAUCUUUCAAUGCGGCCGCUCCAUAUUCGUCUUCAACCACCGAUACAGCUGCCGGUCUGACUAGUGCAAGCUUCAUGAACACAUACGCGUUCCUGUUUAUUACAAUGGCUGUCCUCAUGUUGAUCUUCAUGGUCUGCGCCACACGCACAAAUGUCGUAUACACGCUCAUAUUUCUGUCGCUGCUCUUGGUUUUCCUUCUCCUAUCAUCAGCCUACUGGAGACUAGGAGAAGGGAAUACAACCUCUGGCGAACGAUGUGUGAAGGGAGCAGGAGCUGCGCUUUUCGUUGCUAGUCUCUUGGGUUUCUACUUGCUGAUCGUGCAACUCUUUGAAGCGUUGGGAUUCCCUUUCCAUUUGCCUGUCGGAGAUUUGGGGAUACUUUGGACUCGCUCUCAAGGCCGGUAG
Messenger RNA from Aspergillus wentii DTO 134E9, 768 nucleotides. RefSeq names its product transcriptional activator of ethanol catabolism AlcS. Lineage: Eukaryota; Fungi; Ascomycota; Eurotiomycetes; Eurotiales; Aspergillaceae. Gene Ontology annotation, cellular component: plasma membrane. Bases 1 to 768 code for a protein of 255 amino acids. The transcript is spliced from 7 exons. The record is from RefSeq and is a predicted model, not a curated record. Gene Ontology annotation, molecular function: acetate transmembrane transporter activity.